Gasterosteus aculeatus aculeatus (three-spined stickleback) is the source of this 4490-nucleotide messenger RNA. RefSeq names its product pecanex 4 (gene pcnx4). Lineage: Eukaryota; Metazoa; Chordata; Actinopteri; Perciformes; Gasterosteidae. Gene Ontology annotation, cellular component: membrane. The record is from RefSeq and is a predicted model, not a curated record.
CAAUCUGUCUGUGUAUUAUGCCGAUGUUGCUUGGCUUUCAAACGGUUAGCUCGCUGCUAAUGUUAAUGUUGGCGAUUUUCGCCUAUUUUCCAUAAUUCUACUUAUAUCUUCAAAUAUUACACAGAGCUUGGCUACGGCGGUUUUGUUCUCCUUUUAACGACAGCUUCACAUUGCAUGGGACAAUGAAUGGACCCCCUACUCCGGCUGUGUGGAGAUGACCUGCCACCCCUUUGGGAAUGGUCAGAAUGGGGCCAGAUGUGCCCCUUCUUAACGAGUACAAGCAGGAGUUCUUCUGGAAGCGCUUCCCCCAGACCGUGUUGGGAGGUCCACGCUUCAAGUUGGGCUACUGUGCCCCCCCGUACGUGUACGUCAACCAGGUAGUCCUGUUCCUGACGCCAUGGCUUUUCGGGGGCAUUGGUACGCUGCUGUACCAGCUGCAGCUGCUUCAGGAGCUCCAUGCCACAGUGCUCUCCGGUAUGCUCAUGUUCGGGGCAGCAGCGGGUGUCCAGGCCCUGGCACUGUACGCCGAUCAGAGGACCGGCACGGUGGAGAGACUGGGUGCGCCCAACAUCCUGGUCGAUGACGAGGACGUGGAAUUCACCCACUGUGUCAGCUCAGAGACGGUCCGAUUUAUUGCCCCGGGGAAGCGGUUCGGACUGAAUGUGGUGCUACAUACAAUGCUCGCUGGGGUGCUCUGUGGCUUCGGGACGUGGUACGUGUUCCUCGGCAGACUGACCGCUCUUUAUGACAGCAUCGGCGUAUCCCUCGUCGUCUUCGUCCUGAGUUGGGUGACACUUUGUAUCGCGGAGUAUUCCCUCAUCGUAAAUACAGCCGCAGAGACGGCCACUUUCCACGCACAGGACACUUAUGAGAUCACCCCACUCACACGGCCCCUCUACAUUUUAAUUUUCAUUGCUGUGGACAUGGCGGAUAGGUUCUCCGGGCCUGCCCCUGAGCUCCAACUGGCCAGCCAGGUUCUCCAUGUGCUGUUCCUUUUCCUACCUCUGCUUUGGGCGCUCGGUAUACUGCCUCCCCUUGAUGCCCUGCUCCUCUGGGGCAUGGAGCAGACGCUUGUUUUUGGGUUAGGGGGCUCGCCCAUGUCCAGCAACCUCAGGCUGCUGCUGAUGUUCGGAACAUCUGCUGGCGUAGCAGUGUGUAAUUACUUCAUCCCAUCAACAUUGGGUGUGGUUCUCUUCUCCAUCUCGACGGGAUUUCUGCUGAGCCUGGACCUCAGCCAGGUUGGCACGCUCUGCAGAGGCCCCAGAGCAGCCUUUGGGGAACGCGGAUUUCGAAGAGGAGGGUCCUCAACUCCUCCACCCAGUUCAUUUGGCUGGAAUCUGGGCUGCAGGGAGCUGCUGCUCUAUUUGAGCCUGUUGUUGGUGGCGAUGUCAGAGGCGGGGCUGUUGCAUCACUUCCUCGGUUCAGCUCAGUCCCAGAGCUGGUUUAAGGGACCCCAGGCUCCUGUCAGCUACCUCCUGCUAGUGCUCUUCUGCUUCUGUUGGGCUCUCAGAGAAAUCCAGGGGGCCUAUGUAGUUGGAGGGGUAUUCCUUAAUCCGCUGUACCCUAAAGGCAUGUCCAAUGUGCAGACUUUCAAGCAGAGAAACAGAGGAUUAUACAUUGCUGCAGCAAUCAGAAGAGUUCUUCUUUAUCUCGUGUCUCCGUUUGCAAUGAUUGCUUUCCUGUCCCUGGACAAGUCUCUGCAUCUUCUCCACCGGGUUUCCCUCAGUGUGGGAUUCACACGAGCCUUUAGAGUGGUGUGGCAGAAUUCCGAGGAUGCCCUGCUGCAGAUGGUGGUGGUGGUCCUGGUGCGGCUUUCAGCUGGAAACGACAUGCUGCCAGGGUGGGACAACCUGGGCACAGGAGUUCAGCUUCUUGUGGUGGGCCUCCUGAUGGACCGAGUGACCCAGUUCCUCACCAAGCUAAAGUUCACCUUGACAGUGUUGGUGACCUCGUGGACGGAGAAGAAGCAGCGGCGUCAGUCGGCUGGAACCCUCUUGGCUCUGAAUGCCUCCCUAUGUCCACUGUUGCUCGCGGUGGUGACCCUGUCUGCACUGCUCUCCGCCCCUCUGCUGCCUCUCUUCACCCUGCCCAUCUUCCUGGUGGGGUUCCCGCGACCUCAGCGCAGCUGGCCGGGCCCCGUCGGUACCGCCUGUCCCUGCCCGGACUCCAUCUUCUACCAGCAGAUGAGUGGAAGUCUGGCCUCUGCUCUGAGGACGGCCUUUGCAAGAGGGUCACUGGGUUCUCUAGCCCCCGGCUCUCAUUUCCUCGGGCGCUUCCAGGACCGCAUGGUUUGGAUAAUGAUCCUGGAGAGAGGCUAUGGCUACUGCACAGUCAACAUCAAGGGCCUGGAGCUGCAGGAGACAUCUUGCCACACGGUGGAAGCCCGGAGGGUGGACGAGGUGUUCGAGGCUGCUUUUGAGCGUCCGGAGCGACUUGGUUUCACCCAGGGCUUUAACCUGCACUGGGCAAACGCCCUCACCCCCUGUGCGGCACUUGCAGUGCGAGUCUACUCUGAUGCCCGAAAUGUGCUCUCUGGCAUCAUCGACUCACAUGACAACUUGAGGAAACUUCAGGACGACUUUCUGAAAGCACUGGUCUGGUUGCUCCUCCGACACUGCGUGCAGAAGCAUAAGGGAUUUCUAUGGAUUAAUGAAGAAGGGCCAGGAGUUGGAGGGAGGAAGUCUCAGUCUUCCCACCUGGCCCAAACCACCUCUAACCAGCCACCUGAGGCUGUCGUGGUGGAAUCCAACGUGUCUUCUCUCAGGUUCAGACAGGACAGCUCCAGCCUGACCUCCUUCGGUGAUUGGUCGGAUGAGGACGACCUAUUUGGACCUCAGCCAGCCAGGCGGACGGUGGCAUUGGUGACCGCGGAGGCGCAGCUUGGACACGCGUCGCUGCAGGCGGGGGCCUCUCUGCCGGGCUCCGUGGGGAUGGACAGCCUUUUUGAAAACAUGGCUCUCUCCGCCCUGCAGCCACUGCAGCCUCUGGGUUUGGGCAUCGGGAUGCCGGCGCUGGAUAAAGGCCGGAACCCAGAGAUCUUCAGAGAGAGUCCUGGCUCGCUCCCUCAGCUGAACUUCAACUGCCCCCAGUCGGAGGUUUUUAACCUGCCGACAGGGUGGAGGACUGCGCCUCUGCUGACGUCCCGCCUGCUGCAGCUCAGGUCUCUGUUUCCUGACGACUGGUUUCGGUUCUCCAUGGGGCAGUUUGGGCCUGCUGUGCAGGACGAGACCUCGGAGGACAUGACCAAAGCCCUGAAGGAAGAUGAAGCUUUGAAAGAGCUGCACACACAGGUCGCACUUUCAUGUCUCAUCUCGCUGGGAGCCGAGUCUGCCUUCACCAGCCCCAGUUACGUCUACAGACUCUAUUGUGGAGAUAUACCAUGGACGGAAGGACUCGACUGGCUCUCCUCGAGUAAAGAACUUUACCAGCUUGCACUUCGGGCUUUCAGGUUCAGUUUCAAGUUGCUGUUCGAUCAGGCGAGUCUAGGUCCGGUGGAGUCCCCUGAGGAGUUGUUCAGCACCUUGGAGGUCUACGAAAGGGAUUGGUACAUCGGCCUGGUGACAGAGAAAGGCUGGCACGACAGUGUCCUUCAGGAGAAACCCUUCCUGUUCUCUCUAGGACAAGACCUUGCGAUGGGUACCUACACAGGGCGAGUCCUGUCCCUGCAGGAGCAGCUGGUGCAGGUGGGUCGUCUGAACGGAGAGGGGGUGCGAGGCCAGUGGGCGAACCUUUCCUGGGAGCUCCUGUAUGCUACUAAUGACGACGAGGAGCGUUACAGCAUCCAGGCUCACCCCUUCAUGCUGAGGAACCUAACUGUUCAGGCAGCUGAUCCCCCUCUCGGAUACCCAAUUUACUCCUCAGCCCCCCUCCACUUCCCCUGCCUCUGACAUCUUCUGCCCGUUCUCCUGGACGUGCUUUGAAGAGGCUGGAUGGAUGUUUGUCAGUCGGUACUACUACAGUAAAAAGUCCAUUUCCAAAGUAAAUUAUAUUAAAAAAUUCAUGUGGAAAAUAUAGUGAAAAGAAAAACAUUGACGUGAGUUCAGAAGACUGAUGUCCGUUGGAACGUUGUUUUGAAAUGAAUUACUUUGCAAAAUGUCAUUCAACAGAUUUUGACUAUGUGGACUACCUCCUGGAACGGCACAUAGAAGAAAAAAUCCCUCAUCAUUUGGUUUCUUUAUUAAAGUUUGUGCUUAAGUGAAUACAUUUGCCCACCUCCCUUCUAGAUAAUUAAAUUUUUAUUAUAAUUUUUAAAUUUCACAUUUUUUUGGUAAUCCCCUUUUAUGUCCUCAAAAACUGGACACGUUUUAAUGUUUUAAGAUGUCAAGGAUGUGCCUUGAGUGUGUCUUGCUGUAUGUGUAAGUAGUUUAGUGCGAUUGUUUUGUUUACAAUUCUAUUGUUUACAAUUUUUGAAUGAAUUUGUCCAUAUUCUUCUGUACAUAUUGAUUUUUAUAUGUUAAAAUGUAUACUCGUAAUAAAAUAGCCUGGCAGAA